AUAUAUAUAUAUCUUUAUUAGUGUUUUUAAAUGCAGAAGUUUCGUUGACACAUCUCUAAAUAAAUUGAAACGAAUGAAUGCUUUGUUCAUGGAAUGAUAGUAUCGUUUUAUUAUUUUGUGAGGUUACGUAGCCACAAAUGACAGGAGCAUUUGGUCGUACACAAAUCGAACCUAGAAGUCAUGUAAAAGAAAUGUACAGAAGGUUUGGAAUCGAAGCGUCCUUUUAAUUCUUACCGUGAUAAAUCGAGCUCUAAAUUUUACAAAUAUUUGGGAAUUUAUGAAUGUGGCCACAGCGAGAUAUUUUGCGGAGGGUCUUUACUGGGGUUAUUGUGACCCAGGUAGACCGAAAAUCCGCCUUAACAAUAAGCUUUUGAUCAAGACUGCCAAUGUAAGACUGAACUACUGAUGCAUGAGAUAAUUGUCUUUGAUGUUAAGUACGGACAGCAUCAAUGGGAAACCUUUUCUCGUGCUUUAAGGUGUCUCUUCCACCAGCCACCAAUGAUCAAUCCAUGUCAUUAGAACAUAAAGACGAAACAAUGGAACUUAGGGGUUUGUUCCCAAAUUCUUGCCAACAAACGAGGUCUAUGGCACCUGAACCACAUAUAAACGGAAACAGAAAAUCGAUUGCCACAUUAUCAACGUUCAACAGUGUAGGAUCUGAUAAUUGUGGAUCUGUACCUAGCGUGCAAAAUAAUGUACGUUUGUCGAGAGGAUUUUAUGCACGUUUACCACCAUUGGGAAGAUCCGGACCAUCGGUUGGUCUCAACGUAACAAUUGAAUCAAAACAACAAAGAGAACCAUCUGAGAACAAGAUAAAUGCUUUGUUUGACCAAUAUAAGGAUCCACACGAAGAUGUAAUUUUAGCCGAUGGUAUAGAAAGACUUUGCAAUAAUUUACAACUUUCACCAGACGAAUUUCAAGUACUUGUUCUUGCUUGGAAACUAAACGCUGAACAGAUGUGCCAAUUUACACGUCAAGAAUUUGUGACAGGUUUAAAAGCAAUGAAAGUAGACAGUAUACGUGCUAUACAAACAAGAUUACCAGAAAUUGUUCAAGAGUUAACAGUAAAUAGUGAUUUAUUCAAAGAUCUCUACCGAUUUACGUUCCGGUUCGGCUUAGAUGUUAAUUCCGGUCAGAGAAUAUUACCAGCUGAUAUGGCAAUCGUACUAUGGAAACUCGUUUUUACGUUACGUGAACCACCUCUUUUAUCUAGAUGGCUUACAUUUCUCGAGUGCCAUCAUGUUCGAGGUAUACCCAGAGAUACAUGGAAUAUGUUUUUGAAUUUUGCUGAAAGCAUCGGCGAUGAUCUUGGUGCCUACGAUGAUGCAGAAGCAUGGCCAAGUUUAUUUGAUGAUUUUGUCGAGUAUGAAAAUGAUCAAAUGAACCAAAACAUCAGUAAAGAUGAUAUCAUAAAAGAUGUUUCUAUCGAUAAACCUUAAUGUCGGUAUUCUAAAGUAAUUUUCAACUUAACAAGGUAUCACCUUACAUUUGAUCCUCGAACAAAAUUUAUUUUAAAUUCUUUGACAAUGAAAUCAUAAAAAUAAUUUCCUUGCAAU
Hylaeus anthracinus is the source of this 1556-nucleotide messenger RNA. RefSeq names its product DCN1-like protein 3 (gene SCCRO3). The coding region runs from base 450 to 1439 and encodes 329 amino acids. The transcript is spliced from 4 exons. Gene Ontology annotation, molecular function: ubiquitin-like protein binding; ubiquitin conjugating enzyme binding; cullin family protein binding. The record is from RefSeq and is a predicted model, not a curated record. Gene Ontology annotation, biological process: protein neddylation; positive regulation of ubiquitin-protein transferase activity. Gene Ontology annotation, cellular component: ubiquitin ligase complex. Lineage: Eukaryota; Metazoa; Arthropoda; Insecta; Hymenoptera; Colletidae.